Messenger RNA from Condylura cristata (star-nosed mole), 2640 nucleotides. It is a transcript of the gene TLR6, whose product is annotated as toll-like receptor 6. Gene Ontology annotation, biological process: immune response; toll-like receptor signaling pathway; cellular response to diacyl bacterial lipopeptide. Gene Ontology annotation, cellular component: membrane; Toll-like receptor 2-Toll-like receptor 6 protein complex. NCBI's taxonomy places the organism in Eukaryota, Metazoa, Chordata, Mammalia, Eulipotyphla, Talpidae. The record is from RefSeq and is a predicted model, not a curated record. The transcript is spliced from 2 exons. Gene Ontology annotation, molecular function: lipopeptide binding; transmembrane signaling receptor activity; Toll-like receptor 2 binding. Bases 146 to 2560 code for a protein of 804 amino acids.
CGUGAAACCAUCUCUACGGCACUGAGUUACUUAUUUACCCCACGUUUAGAAAUUAUUUUCUUCUGAGAAGGAAAUCUUGAAUAUAAACUCAUAUUAAGAUGCUCUGAAGAAUAGCGACCUUUUGAGGGACAACUACUUCAACAUCAUGACCAAAGACAAAGAACUUAUUUUGAGAAGAUUUCAUUUGGUUUGCAUUGUGAUCUUAAUAGCUGGAAUCAUAAUCCAAUUUUCUGAUGAAAGUGAGUUUUCAGUAGGCAUGUCAAAAAGCGAGCUUACUCAUAUUCCAAGAGACUUGUCACCCAAAACCAAAGUUUUGGAUCUGUCUCAGAACUACAUAUCUGAAAUUCAUCUCUCUGAUAUCAGCUUACUCCUAGAGCUGAAAGUUUUGAGGCUUUCCCAUAAUAAAAUCCAGUACCUUGAUUUUAGUGUUUUCAAGUUCAACCGGGAGUUGGAAUAUUUGGAUUUAUCUUACAAUCAAGUGCAGAAGAUUUCCUGCCAUCCAGUUAUGAGUCUCAAGCAUUUAGACCUCUCAUUCAAUGACUUUGAUGCCCUGCCCAUCUGUAAGGAAUUUGGCAAGCUGACACAACUGCAUUUCUUGGGAUUAAGUGCUACAAAGUUAAAACAAUUAGAUCUGUUGCCAAUUGCUCACUUGAAGCUAGGCUACAUCCUUCUGGAUUUAGAAGGCUAUUAUGUGAAAGAAAAUGAGAUUGAAAGCCUUCAAAUCCCUAGCACAAAAACACUUCAUCUUGUUUUUCAUCCAAAUCGUUCAUUCUCUGUGCAAGUGAAUAUAUCAGUUAAUAUUAUAGAAUGCUUACAACUGACUAAUGUUAAAUUGAAUGACAGCAACUGUAAAGUUUUAAUUAAGUUUUUAUCGGAAAUUAUUAGAGGUCCAAACUUAUUGAAUUUUACCCUAAACCACAUGGAAACAACUUGGAAAUGUUUAGUUACAGUUCUUCAAUUCCUUUGGCCCAGACCAAUAGAAUACUUGAAUAUUUACAAUUUAACAAUUGUUGAAAACAUUGAGAAAGAAGAUUUUACCUAUUCUAAAACAACAUUGAAGGCAUUGACAAUAGAACAUAUUGCAAUCAGAGUCUUUAUUUAUUCAAAGUCAGCAUUAUACACAGUGUUUUCUGAGAUGAAUAUUAUGAUGUUAACAAUAUCAGAUACUCCGCUUGUACACAUGUUUUGUCCUCAGACACUAAGCACAUUUAAGUUUUUGAACUUCACCAAUAAUGUUUUCACAGACAGUAUUUUUCAACAUUGUUCCACUUUAGUUAAAUUGGAAAUGCUUAUCUUACAAAAAAAUGAUUUAGAAAGUCUUUUUAAAAUAGGCCUCAUGACAAAAUACAUGAUAUCUUUGAAAAUACUGGAUGUUAGCUGGAAUUCUUUGGAAUAUAAUAUACAUGAUGGAAACUGCACUUGGGUUGAAAGUAUAGUAGUAUUAAAUAUGUCUUCGAACCUACUGACUGACGCUGUUUUCAGAUGUUUACCUCCCAAUGUGAAGGUCCUUGAUCUUCACAGCAACAGAAUAAGGAGCAUCCCAGAGGAUGUCAACCAUCUGGAAGCUUUGCAAGAACUCAACGUGGCUUUCAAUUCUUUAACCCAGCUCCCUGGGUGUGGUGCCCUGGACAGCCUUUCUGUCCUGAUCGUUGACUAUAACUCCAUCUCCAGCCCACCUGCCGAUUUCUUCCAGAGCUGCCAGAAGAUGAGGUCCUUCAGAGCAGGGAACAACCCGUUCCAGUGCACGUGUGAGCUAAGAGGAUUUAUCCACAGUGUAGGCCAGGUACCAAGUGAAGUGGUGGAGGGCUGGCCUGGUUCCUACGUGUGCAACUAUCCAGACAGCGCCAAGGGCACCCCACUGAAGGACUUCCACGUGUCUCCUCUGUCCUGCAACACAGCUCUGCUGACUGUCACCAUUGUGGCCACCGUGCUCGUGGUGGCCAUCUCUGUGACCGUCCUCUGUGUCUACUUGGACGGGCCCUGGUACCUCAGGAUGGUGUGCCAGUGGACCCAGACCCGACACAGGGCUAGGCACGUACCCUUAGAGGACCUCCAGAGAACUCUCCAAUUCCACGCUUUUGUUUCAUACAGUGAUCAUGACUCUGCCUGGGUGAAGGGUGAAUUACUGCCAAAUCUAGAAAAAGAAGAUAUACGGGUUUGUGUACACGAGAGGAACUUUGUUCCUGGCAAGAGCAUUGUGGAGAACAUCAUCAACUGCAUCGAGAAAAGUUACAAGUCCAUCUUUGUUUUGUCUCCCAACUUUGUCCGGAGUGAGUGGUGCCACUAUGAGCUCUACUUUGCCCAUCACAAUCUCUUCCAUGAAGGAUCUAACAACUUAAUCCUGAUCUUGCUGGAACCCAUCCCUCAGUGCAACAUUCCUAGCAAAUAUCAUAAGCUGAGGGCUCUCAUGACACAGAGGACUUAUUUGGAAUGGCCCAAGGAUAAGAGCAAACACGGACUCUUUUGGGCUAACAUCAGAGCUGCUUUUAAUGUGAAAUUAAAGCUGGUUACUGAAAACUGUGAUGUGCAUAUGUUAAAAAUGUCAGAAGAUCCAACUUAGACACUGUCAUUUACUUACAUUCUGAUGGACACUGAACCAGUGUUUAGUUACUGUCUGGACAGUGUCUGCCUAUGUCCACA